Messenger RNA from Helicoverpa zea (corn earworm), 2975 nucleotides. Its product is annotated as mitochondrial fission process protein 1. Gene Ontology annotation, biological process: mitochondrial fission. The record is from RefSeq and is a predicted model, not a curated record. Gene Ontology annotation, cellular component: mitochondrion. The transcript has 5 exons. NCBI's taxonomy places the organism in Eukaryota, Metazoa, Arthropoda, Insecta, Lepidoptera, Noctuidae. The coding region runs from base 403 to 864 and encodes 153 amino acids.
AAAAAAAUCAUUAGGGCGAUCGAUCGAAGUCUCGAAGCGCAGCUAUGAAAUUCAAUAAUAACAUGGAAAGAAGACGUGGAAUAUAUUGUAUAAACUGUUGAAAGUAUUGGCCACAUACUCGUCUUAAUUGAACAUUAUAAAACAUUCCAUUAAUAAUUCUUGAAUGAGUUGGAAAGAUCUGGCAUAACCUCACAUUGUUACCUAAUAGUUUUAUUUAUAUUACUUCCGUGUUUCGUAUUAGCGGAAAGUGGAUUUAGUAUUAAACUAGCGUAGUUCUACGUUAUUUCUUGCCUGAUACGAAAUUUAGCUACCGUUCUGAGUACCUUAGUUCUCUGUUAUGGAAUAAGUAACAUUAACCAAACUCGUUUGUUUUGGACUUAAAAUCGGCAUAUUGAGUUAGCUAUGACGGAGCCUGUCGAAACGGACAUCUGGAGGGACACAUGGAUACGAUACCUUGGGUACGCCAACGAGGUUGGGGAGUCCUUCCGGCAGCUCGUCUCCACCAAGGUGGUCAGGUCCAGCUAUGCAAUCGCCUUCGCAUACACCUUCGGAGAUACUGCGGACAAAAGUUACCAGAUGUUACAAAAAGACGGGCGACCAAAACGUGUGUUGGUAGAGGCAGGAGACGCGCUCCUGUGGCAGACACUGGCGUCUGUCGUUAUACCCGGAUUCGUUAUUAACAGGCUAUGCACAUACUCCAUAGUGUAUCUCAAGAGGUAUCCCACUAUCCCUCGCACCGCCAGGAGUUGGAUAGCCGUGGGGGUUGGUCUAUCCUCUAUCCCGUUCAUAGUGAAGCCUAUAGACUCCAGCACUACAUGGCUUAUGGAUAGCACCUACCGAAGAUGGGUCAAGAAUGAGCUCUAAGAGCGAAAGAACACAUUGACACAUAGAAAUUAUGUGAUUCCAAUAUAGACGUUUUAUUUUUCUAACAAUUCAAGUGCAAUGCUUGGUAAGAAAACUUUACUUAUACCUCGGUAAAAUAUAAUGCUGCAAUUUCGUGUUCCUAGAAUAUAAAUGAGAUAAUAUAAUCAUGUAUUCGUGUAUAUGAAUCAUGCCAAGAUCUGGGACACAGCAAAAAGGUUUGUGUACACAAAUUGUUGGAAAUUUAGUAAAUAAAUGAUUGCUUGAUUGAUGGAAAAGAUUUGAGCUUCUUAGAGUGGUUCCAAACAUAUGCUGCUUUGGUUUUAGGUGGACAAAAUAAAGUGAAAAGGUUUUAUGUGAAAACAUAAAUAAAGACUAACUUUUGUGUGACAAGUUUACUACCGAUUACUCAUACAGCGCUUUUGCGCGUAUACGCGCGGUUUUUUUUAUACGCGACAAAAAAGCUGUCGCACGAUUAGGAUUGCAGAUUGUUGUAUAAAUAAAACUGGCUACAUCAAUAUGUUUGGGACCACAUAGAAAGCUUAAUGUUUGUAGAAGGUUUCAAUUAGAAAAGUGUUCGUAUCAAUUAUUUGACUUUACUGUAGAUAAAAAUAUUAGACUAGCAAGUUAGACUUGUAACUGUUCGAAGCACCAAAAAUUACACCAAAUUAGAGUAGAUUUUACGUAGUAAAAUUAAUUGGUUUUAUUUGUGAAUAAUAUUCUAUGUGGUUUGAGAAUCUGUGAAAUGAAAUGUGAUGGUGGAUUUUGGUUUUCAGAAAUGUAUUCAAUCUCAAGAACUAGGAAUACAUUGACAUAUUAUGCCUCUAGAUUUUUAGUGAUACAUAUUUCUAAGACUUUAGUUAUUUGACAGUAUUAUUAGAGUUAGACACACAGUCCGAGAUGGCAAGUAAUAUCAGUCUAAUAGUACAACUACAUACACUACUGUAUUUUGAGUAGUACAUUCAACCCCAAAACUUAAUGAACACGAAACUUGAAUUUGAUAUCUACUUGCUUUCAAAACUUGAAUGUAGCGUCCAUAAAUACAUGUAAACACAAACGCUAGAAUUGACCUUAUAUUAUAUUAAAAGUGAGCACAUUAAUGUCGGUCCUGUGCCUGAUCUCUCUCCGGUCGUGUCGGAUUGCCGUCCCAUCGGGCUAUGAGAGUGAAGUAAUAGGGAAUGCACUUGUGUCUGCGCAAAUGCUUUUGCACUAUAAUAUGUCCUGCGCAGUUGGCUGAUCUCUUUACCUGUGAACAGCCACCGUAGCCGAUAAUUGGCUAGGAGGACAUCAUAUUAAAAGUAUCUAUAUUCAAUUGAUAAAUAGUAGACUUUAGUGUUUUUGUUUAAUUCUUGUUAGACACAUUACGAGUCGUUUCGGACUGUGAAUAUUAUAUUGGAAUGACUAUAGCUACUAGUUACAAAGCUUCGCAAAAAUGUUCGAUUAACUAAGGGCAGAAAGAUCUGUAAAGUGUCCUUAAGAUAAGUGAAAUAUAUUACAAUAAGUAUGUUUGGAGAGCAUUUGGAAAUUUUAUGAACUGUAAACUUGCCAUUGAUAUUUACGAAUAUUACUGUAGAUUUAACGUUAUGUGGAAAAUAUUUCUUGGUGCAGUUAGGUUUAGUCGGUAUUUUUUUAUUUUGUUAAAUAUAUUAAAAUAGAUAUUGCUGUUUAUUUUGUUAAAUGUAUUAAAAUAGAUAGGUAUUGCUGUGAAUAGGUUGAAAACAACACUUUUACACAUAGAAUUUUCAUUGGAAGCGAGAUGAAAUCGGUAAUUCCUAUCUUAAGAAGAAACACCGAAACAAACUCAAGGGUAGCAGAGUUAUUUAAGAAAAUUUAAUUCUAGCAUAUUUCAGUUAAUGUCCAUUGAAAACUGCUGACUAAAUCUAAUGUUACGUCUUGAAUGCUUAAUUAGAAACAAUUUUUAUAGUCUGUGAUACACAAUUCCAAAAAAUCGAAUCUGCCUACUUAGUGAUUUCUUUUGACACAGUCAAAAAUAUUUUGUAAUAUAUUUUUGUUUGUUUUAUUAUAAUUCUAUUUUUGUUAGAUAUAGUUCGUUAGUUUUGUUAUUACUUAUUUAUAGCCUUGUUAACUGUUAAAUAAAGUUUAUUUUAUGCCUA